Parnassius mnemosyne (clouded apollo) is the source of this 3038-nucleotide messenger RNA. The record is from the annotation of a GenBank genome assembly. Lineage: Eukaryota; Metazoa; Arthropoda; Insecta; Lepidoptera; Papilionidae.
CUAACGUGUUAUGCCAAUCCAAUUAAGACUACCCAAUGCUAGAUACCGCUGCGAUGCUGGGAUAAAAGGAGUAACAAAAAUUUUGUUAAUUUUUAGAUAACAUAGGCCGUUUUCGAGAUACCUACUUAAGAAAAGUUUCAAGUCAUUGAAUGUAUUCAUAGUUGCUUUUGUUUGUGAGUUGCAGAAAAAAUGCAGAGGGAAGAUAAAUCGCAACCUCGUCGUCUGGAGACUCCAAAUCGUGGGGAGUCCCGACAACGAAGGGAUGAUGAUAGGACCAGAAGCAGACGUAGCCGCACCCGCUGUGACAGUAUUAGGAGUUUUAACGAACGUGAGCGACUUCGUGUAGUAGAACGAGACCUCGCUCGCGAACGGGACCGGCUACACAAUCUCCAGAACGACCUGAUUAUGGAACGUAGUAGGAGGCUACGCAGUGUGAGUAAAAAUAACGAUUUCGAACGUCAUGAUUCCCAUAUUUCUGGGCGUGAUACAAGUACUGGACGUAAUGUUCGUUCUAGAAGUAGGGCGCUUGACCAAGGGGUGGAUGACCGUCCCAAAAGAAGGCGAAUUCUAGAACAAGGCCAACGAUCUUUCAGUCCCUCGUUCUCAACUAAAGAUGUAACUAAUAUUCUUAAAUCACUUAAAGUCACAGCCGUCGACGUCCGCCCCGGUUGCACCUAUUAAUUCAAGUAGCUAUAAAAAUAUUUUACCUGAUUUUGAUCCAACGUCGAAAAAUCAACGAAUAGAUAUGUGGUUAAAAAAAGUAAAUGAAUGUGCAACAGUCUACGGCUGGGACGACAAAACAACAAUCCAUUACGCCAUGCAAAAGCUCCAGGGUUUGGCCAAGACCUGGUACGAGAGUUUACCUUCAAUUCUUUUUAAUUGGAAUGAGUGGCAAGAUAGGUUAAUAAAUGCUUUUCCAUAUGAAUAUAACUAUGGCCAAGCUCUGGAAGAUAUGUUGAAACGAAAGAGCAAGUUUAACGAACCUAUUGAAGUGUAUUAUUAUGAGAAAUUGGCACUUUUGAACCAAUGUGACAUCGAAGGAAAGCGCGCUGUCGAUUGCAUUAUACACGGGUUAACGGACAAAACUAUUAAAUCAAGUGCUACCACAUUACGUUGUUUACAACCGGAACAGUUGCUCCGAUUUUUAAUGAGUAAUAAAGAACUCAAUCAACCUUUUGAACGAACUUAUAACAACUUUAGGUCUGGUGUAAAUACAGAUGUUAUUAGCGUUAAUAAUAAUAAUAGAUUAACAAAUAAAAAUAACCUUAUCCAAAAUAAUAAUAUAUAUUGUUAUAACUGCAAGGAAAAGGGUCAUCCAUUCUUAAAAUGCCCCAAGCCUAUUAUAAAGUGCGGUAAAUGCGAUAGAAUGGGCCAUAAAACAGAAAAUUGUUUCGCUGUUAUUAAUGCCAAUGAGCGGCCCUGUUCAUAAAACCUUGCGUAUAUCAAACUCAAACCCAAAUUCUAAGUUUAUUAUAGUUCGUCAAGAAACUCGAGAAAUAAACGAUCUAGCCACCAUAAGAAAAAAAAAAGAAAUUAAAGACUCUAUUGAUACUCAACAAGAGAAACAAAAAUUUAGCUUCAAUAGAGGAUGACGUCCGGCCAAGGUUUAUGCCGAAGGUUAGUUAAAAUAACGAAAAUGACUUUUACAAAUGACGGAAAGAGUAGGAAACUUCUUCUUUCAUACAUAGGCCCAUAUUAGGUAAUAUCAGUAUUGGGAAAUUAUAGAUAUAGGGUAGCAACUAUUCCGGGACGAACGGGUACCAAGAACAAACGACAAACAGCUGUAGCCGCUGACCAAAUGUCGCCUUGGGUCAAUUUUGCCGCUUUAGAUGUUAAUGAAUCCGAUACGUCUAAUGAUGGUGGUAAUGAGGAUAUAUAUAGAUUAUAGUAAUAGUGAUAAAUAAUAAAACCAAGAAAUUAUUUUAUUUAUUUAUUUUAAAUUUUUAUUUUAUUUUGUAAAAUUACAUCAAAAAUGUCGUAAAUGGACCUGUUGUGAACAAUUUUAUUAACAAUUUUUCUACCUAAGUACCCUUCUAAGUUUCACAUUCAUGGUAAAUAUUUUGUUACAAAAUAUGUUAUGUUAAGUUACGACGUACAUUUGGAUAGAUAGACAAAUAAAAAAAAAACAAGGAUUGUUAUGAUUAAGAUUUAGCGACAUGUGUUAAGCAUUGAUAUCUGUGAGAAUGGAUGGGUUCACAGUUAAUCGUUUUACUUGUGCCGGUUAUGAGAAUGGAUGGACAAAUAUUGUUAUGAUUAAGAUUUAGCGACAUGGGUGUUGAGCAUAGAUAUCUGUGAGAAUGGAUGGGUUCACAGUUUAUCGUUUUACUUCUGCCGGUUAUGAGAAUGGAUGGGUUUGUAAUCGGGCAAGUAAAGUGUUCUGCACUGUGUUCGCUUGUCAAAUGUGUCCCGUUCGUAAGAAUGGAUGGAUUUACUAAUGGGAAUCAUUUGAAAAUUGUAAUGGAUUAACAAAAAAAAAAACUGCGAAGUUAUGUUUUACUUGCUCAAUGGGAAUUGAUGGGUCCAAAGAGCAAUAUAUUAAGUACAUACCAAAAGCUAUUGUUAAACUUAUAUUCUGAAUGUACCAUAAGAUUAUAGCAAUGUCCGAUUGUUUUGAUUAAGCUAAUUAGUAAGAAAUAAUAAUAUGUACCUAAUGUAAGUUUUAUCUUAUUGUUUUAAUACUGUGAAAUUAUCUGUAGGCCUCGUGCAUCUGACCGAAUGUUAGGUUUCUUUUCAACCGUGCAUGAGGACAUGCACGAAGUCAGCAUGGACGAAUGUUAGGUUUUCACUUAAUUAAUUUUCUAAGAGUAUAGUUUCUGUUUAAGCAAUUGACAUUUUAUUGGUAAAUUAACUUAAUUAGAAUGGCACAACACUACAGUAAGAGAGGGGAUGUGGUCAGUUGCACGAAGCAAAAGGGCAUAAAGUGGCAGACAGCCGUGGGAGACGGUUGGGUUAGUGACGAAACAUAGAUUAAGACCAAAUAAAUGUAUAAUAUAUAGAGUUUAAACUAAAGCCUCAAGACGAAUAAAAGUGUAAGCAGU